UAUAUUGAGGAGUUUGACCAUUUACUAGUUAUGAAUGGUGCCAAACACGGUGUUAGUCUGGUAACGGUAUUCCGGAAAAAAAGAAAUUUGGUGACCAUGGAAUUCCAGCGACAACAUCGGUGGUCUCGGAGGAAUGGCGUGUAGUUGUCGUGUGAAAAUUAUGAUUGUCGAGAGUGUCCGUUCUCCCCAUUGAUUUGGACACAAUAAGAGACUACAUGAAUCACAAGGGUCAACGGGUUCUCGUCGUUUCCCGAUCAGAUUUCAGGCCAGUUGUCGCCGGCCGGCAAUUACCGGUUCGUCGACGACCAAGUAUUACUUUUGCAGCUCUUUAAAACAACCAUUUUUUUGGGGGCUCCAUAGUUGGAUGAGUUUGAACUCUUUGGCUCGGUAUGGAAACUUUGCACGAUGAAUUUAGUCAGACAUCUUCAGCUAUGGAGCCUAAGCAUGUUAAAGCAACUGAUGGAAAAUCAGGGACACCUCCUACCCUUGCUGUUACAGGAGUUAAAGUCUCCCCUUGUGGUAAAACUUUAAGUUCCUCGGACUCUUCCUGCAAUACAUCACCUAACUCUACACUGAAUGGCCCCUUUGGCAAGGCUAAUUAUGAAUCUGAUGAUUACAGUCCUCGUGCUAAUAACUUACCCAAACUUGAUAAGGAUAACAAAUCACGGUUUUCAGACAACAAAAAGCCGGUCUCUGGGAGCUCUACCAUGAGUAGUGAACCCUUAAACCAUGAAGUGUCACCUUCCAUGUCACAGUCCGAAACGACUCAGUAUAAUUCCAGCUCAAUGUCUGGCAAUUUGUCAACCACAGAAUCACCUCCCAAGCAAGUAAUGGAACACUCCACAAACAAAUCUUAUAGGAUCCCUUCUUCAGUGUUUGCUAGAGAUGAAUCUUCAAACCCAGCAGAGUGGAGUGGAGCUUCUCAUGAAUCAUUAUUUAGCAUUCACAUGGGAACUAUGAGUUUUACCAAAGAUGCUAGUUUUUGGCAGUCGGGUGAGCUAGGAACUCCUCAAUACUUCCCCAGAUCCCCUGCCAUGUGUGACUUCUCUCCUUGCCAGUCAAGUUAUGAGAUGGAAAUGGCUGAACUGGAGGUCUCUAGGGGAAAUGAAGAUCUAAAUCAUGAAAGAUCUCCUGCUGAUAGACAUAUUUCUCAUAAUUCAUUGGGAAGUGGAACAAGUACAAUGUCUUUUGCAUUUCCAGUGCUGGCAGGGGAUCUGGAUAAAAAUUAUUCACAGCGCAUGGCUGCUGCUCCAAUUAAAUCUAGCCCAGAGCAGAAGCAACCUCAGUUCGAAUCACCAGAGCUGCAUACAGAAACGCUGCCUCAAUCAGAACCAAAGACUCCGACAGCAACUGAAAAUGCAGGGAAAACAAAUUGGUUUCCUUGCUUCUCAUGCUGCUCUUUGGGUUCCUAGGAUUGCUUUCCUAAUAGUCCCUUUGUUAGCAAUGAAUCUUCAUGGUUUUAAGUGAUGAGUUUUACAGCAGGUUGGUUGCAUGGUUCAAGGAAUAAUACAAUUAGUCUAGAAGUGCUGGUGGGUGUUAAAGCAAGGAAGCGAUCCUCAUAAACCUCCUUCCCAAGUCAGGAUGAGGUGCAUACCUGGCGAGUUUGGUAGUAAAGGAGUAACAGCAAUCAUAAAAAGGACUUAAAGUUCGAAUUGGUUGGAGAAUGGCAAUGAACAAAGCAAUGACAAAUUAAUUUUGUUUGACAGUUCUACUUUGAUGCAUUUGGUAACGCAUGAUGACAUGAUCAUCCAGUUUACUGGUGUGUCCUUUGGGGAGUUGUGUGUUUGGUCCAAGAGUUCUAAUUACAAGAUUUAUGAAGGUCUUCAUCAAAAAACUUGCUUCCAUUUAUGAUGCUUGUGUCAAGUGUAAAUAAGCAGGAGCCUUUUUUCCAGAUUUUGUUUGAUGCUGAUGGGUCAGAAAUUAGAGACGUACAUUUUUGUAAGUUUCCCCCAUCCAUUUUUUGACAAGCAGUGUAGAUGAAGUUCCUGAUUGAUUAUCGGUUAGUUGUAAAUCAAACGUUUCACUGUAAUAGAGAAGGAGAAAUCUUGUUUCUUCCUA
Messenger RNA from Capsicum annuum, 2058 nucleotides. RefSeq lists its product as uncharacterized. The coding region runs from base 390 to 1412 and encodes 340 amino acids. The record is from RefSeq and is a predicted model, not a curated record. The transcript is spliced from 3 exons. Lineage: Eukaryota; Viridiplantae; Streptophyta; Magnoliopsida; Solanales; Solanaceae.